This is a messenger RNA of Danio aesculapii, 4350 nucleotides long. It is a transcript of the gene ntn2, whose product is annotated as netrin 2. The record is from RefSeq and is a predicted model, not a curated record. Lineage: Eukaryota; Metazoa; Chordata; Actinopteri; Cypriniformes; Danionidae. The transcript is spliced from 7 exons. Gene Ontology annotation, molecular function: protein binding. Bases 400 to 2229 code for a protein of 609 amino acids.
UCUAAACAGCGAGCGGAUCUCAUCAGAUUCCCUCCCGGCAGAUCAUAUGUGUGUGGAGCUGCAGACUGAAGCAUCAGGAGAGUUUGAGAGUAUCGGGUUUUCUGCGUUCGCUGUCUGUCUGGAUAAUGGCACAUAGGAUGUGGAAUGGACUGUGACCGCAGACUCCUCCAGCAGUAGAGACGCACACUGCCGAGGGUCGAUUUCGGGAAAGUCGUCUAUCUCCAAGACAUUUUUCUGGCUGGAUUGUCUUUUCCUGCGCAUACGCCUGCACAUACGCCAGACUGUGACAGUCUAAGGAGACUCCACAACCAUAUUUGUUUAUUUGGCUUCCCUUCUCUCUCUGCCAUCCAUCUGCAUACGUUCCUCCCCAUCACAUCCAUCAUCCGCUCCCGUGACACCAUGUGGAGAUUUCAGACUUUGCUUUCUAUGCUCACUGUGUUCCAAGCCUCCAGCCACAGCCCUAAUCCAUUCAGCGGGCCUCAAGUGACUCCAACAGACCCCUGUUAUGAAGAGACGGGUACUGCCCGCCGGUGCAUCCCAGAGUUCAUAAACGCAGCAUUUGGGCAGGAGGUCAGUGUGUCGAGUGUUUGUGGCCGACCAGUUUCUAGAUCAUGUAGUUUAGUAGAGCGUGACGACCGUCCCGCCGUUCGCACAUGCCAAAUCUGUGAUGCGUCCGAUCCCCGCAAUGCCCAUCCCGCCAGCUACCUCACUGACCUCAACUCUGCCCAUAAUCUCACCUGCUGGCAGUCGGAGAACCUGCAGAGCUCGCCGCUCAACGUAACGCUCACAUUAUCCCUCGGGAAGAAGUUUGAGAUCACUUAUGUGAGCCUUCAGUUUUGCUCGCCGCGUCCUGAAUCGUUGGCCAUAUAUAAAAGCAUGGACUACGGGCGCACUUGGACUCCUUACCAGUUCUACUCGUCUCAGUGCCGUCGCAUGUAUAACCGACCCAACAAAGCGGCGAUCACUAAACAGAACGAGCAGGAGGCUUUAUGCACGGACGGACACACUGAUCUCUACCCACUGUCUGGAGGUCUCAUUGCGUUUAGUACGCUGGAUGGGCGUCCAUCAGGAAAGGACUUCGACUCGAGUCCUGUGCUGCAGGAUUGGGUGACGGUCACUGAUAUUCGGGUGGUCUUCAGUCGCCCGCAGCACACUAGGGCGCUGCCCAUGUCAGGACGUGAAAGUGAAGAUGCUCUCGGUGCACCUGGAAGCUUGCCGACGUAUUAUUACGCAGUUGGUGACUUCCAAGUAGGCGGGAGGUGUAAAUGCAAUGGCCACGCCUCCAGGUGUGUGCGGGAGAAGGACGGGAAGCUGCUGUGUGAAUGCAAACACAACACUGAGGGUCCGGAGUGUGAUCGAUGUAAGCCGUUUCAUUAUGACCGACCCUGGCAGCGGGCGACGGCGAAAGAGGCCAACGAGUGCUUACCAUGUAACUGUAACCUUCACGCACGACGCUGUCGCUUUAACAUGGAGUUGUACAAGCUGUCAGGCCGAAAGAGUGGAGGAGUGUGUAUGAACUGCAGACACAACACUGCUGGACGCCACUGCCAUUACUGCAAAGAGGGAUUCUAUAGGGACAUGGGCAAAGCCAUCACACACCGACGGGCAUGCAAAGCAUGUGACUGCCAUCCGGUGGGAGCUGCAGGUAAGACGUGUAACCAGACGACGGGUCAGUGCCCGUGUAAAGACGGAGUGACCGGCAUCACCUGUAACCGCUGUGCUAAAGGCUAUCAGCAGAGUCGAUCGCCCGUCGCUCCGUGCAUCAAAAUCCCGGUUAUAAAGCCGACGGCUGUGAUCAGCACUACAGAGGAGCCUGCAGAUUGUGACUCUUACUGUAAACCACUGAAGGGAAAUCUCAAGAUAAACAUGAAGAAAUACUGCAAAAAGGACUAUGCGGUUCAGGUCAGUGUUUUAGACAUGGAGACCGUCGGUGACUGGGCCAAAUUUUCGGUGAGCCUGAUGUCUGUGUACAAGAGUCGCGGAGACCCGCUGAAAAGAGGCGAUCACAUGCUCUGGGUUCACAUGAAGGAUCUGGCCUGUAAAUGUCCGCGGAUACACAUGGGCAAACGCUUCCUCAUCCUGGGUAGCACCGAGGGCACGGCAAACCCUGAGCGCCCGGGACUGCAGGCCGACAAAAACAGCCUGGUCAUCCAGUGGAGGGACAUUUGGACUCGACGACUGCGCAAGUUCCAGCGCAAAGAGAAGAAAGGCAAGUGCAGCAAAGCAUGAUGGGAUUGAUGGGAACUCAACUUUAUUAUUGACCACUGUCCUGCAAGUGCAGGAGACUUGAAACUAUUGUCGUCUGUGCGUUUUCUUGGUGUGUAUCGUCCUGUUGGUCAGCCUUCUAAAGGGACCGUAAAAAAGACUGUUUCCAAUCACACACCACUGAAUCUCACACACACACACACACACACACACGGACUGAUUCCAUUUCCUCUCCAAGCCACAAUUUAAUCAAUCAAAUAUGAGAGUUGAAAUCAGCAGAAUGAGUGUGUGCGCAUCUGGUUUGCUUCUUCUGGUCACACUGGUGUUCACCACAUGCUGCUCUCGCUUCAGUCCUGAAAACCUCAAAUCUUCUUCAUCGUCCGCCUGGAUCCUUUCACUUUUCAAGACCUUGUUAAGCUGUGGGUUUGUGUCGUACGUGCGGAUUUCUGCUUUGAUACUGAAGGAUCUUUUUUUUUGUUUUAAUUUAGCUCAAAAUAAAGCAAACGUCCCUGAUCUGUCCCAUAGAGAGAAACAUAACCGGCUCCAGUAUGCAGUGGGUUUCUUUGUGCAUAUUUAACAUGUUUUCUUGAGUUAUUGCGGCAGGAUCUGUCGGUGGAGGGAAAGUUCGCCCAAAUAUGAAUGCUUUCUCAUCAUUUACUCGCAGUCAUGUCGUUCCAAACCCAUGGUGUGUUAUUCUAUUCUGUGGAACGCGAGCGGAAAAUUUCCCUCUUUUCCAUAUAACAACAGGCUGCGAAAUGAGCACUGUUAGAGUAAUCCAGCUGAUGUCUGAAUUAACUGAGAGAAGACGAUUUGUUAAGGUUAUUAAGUGUCAUCUGGAGAUUGUAGGGCAUGAGUUGUAUGGACUGCUUGUGUGGUGUUUCAUGUAUUUGGUACUUGACAGAUGUCCUUAAAAUAUGUUAUAUCAAGAAAAGGGUUGAAAUGAUCAGGGGUGCGUUUCCCAAACAACAACAACAUAGAUCGUGGCUGAACUAUCAUAGUACGAUGCAUCGUUUGGGUAAAGGACGAUGUAGUGACGAGUGUUUCCCAAAACUGUAGUUUCUCUGUUUUUUUGUGUGGAACUUAUUGUUUUAAACACACACAUGCAUUUUUAAAAAAGAAUCUAAUUUUAGUUUUGGUAAAAACAUGCACUCAUUUUCUAUAUUAAUUGAAAUAUACGUAAACAGGCACAUAUAGGGCCGAUGUUUCCUUUACAAAUAUAACUGAGAAUUUUCCAUAUUCUACUCUAAAACAUAAAACCACUUACACAAAGCUAUCACCUACUCUAAUCUCAUAUAUAAAUCAUCAUCAUCACGUUUAAUUUACAGUAGGCUAUUUAUAAAAAAACUAUAUUCUAAUUAAUAAUAAUAAUAAUAAUAAAUAAUAACAUAUACAGGGUUGGGCAAAAAUACUUGAAAUUUAUUUUAAAGUAAAAUACCAAAUACCUUAAUUUUAGGUGUAUCAAAUUAAACUACAAAAUACAACAAUCACAACGUGCAUCAAAAUAAAAUCAAAUUACACACAACGAAAUUUCUUUGCAAAUCUUCCAUCAAUUAGACCUAUUCGACCAAUCCUUUCCCCAUUAAACUGAUUUAGUGCUGUAAAUGUUUGAUAGCAAAUGUGGCCAGUUACUCAACCUGUGUUAGGAGUUUUAGAUUAUUAAAUACUUGCGUUUCAUGUGUUGUGACAUCUUAAGGCUCACAUCUUUGCUCUUCAUUAACAAUACAGUGGACCUACUGAUCAACUACUGGCAUUUGAAACAGCUAAUGAAGUAUUGUAGGAAUCUCCACUGUAGGACUUAUUUUUAUGUUUGUUUUAUGUUUAACGACAAACAUUUGGCAUCAGUAAUCCAUCCAAAAUAAAAAUAAAAUUGUACAGUGUACUCUUUCUCCUAAGUUUUUUAAAUUCUUCUUCAACUGGAAGAGUCAAUAACAUCCAAAUUCACAAUCAUAAGGUGGAUUUAUAUGAUGUCUGGAUGUAGAUUUCUUACAAAGUAUUUUACAGUAUUUUAAAAAUACAAGACACUAAGUAUUUUGAUACAAAGUAUUAAGCCAUGUCCAUCAGCCCUGUCAAAUAUAAAUUACAAAAUAUUAGUUUGUAUUAAAAUUUUUUGUAUUUGAAAUGUAUUUGAAAUACAUGCAUCAUAAA